UUGAAUGAUGAGGAUGAUGAGGCAGCUGACGGCGCGCGCGGACUCAUUUUAAGUGGGCGCGCGCUCCGGCAGACGGGCGCGCGCGAAGCGGUGUGCAGAUGUGUCGCAGAUUUUGUAAAGUCACUGGGCACUCGGAAAGAUCCAGUAGGAGGAAGUCUCCCCCGGUUAGUGGGGACCCCCUUAACAUGUCAGGGAAACAAGGCGGCUGAGGGAGAAGCGGGAGAGGAGCCGAGAGCAGCACGCUGACACCAGCAGUCCACGUUAGCUCAGUUUGGAACGAAAGACGUUACUUUGACAGUUAAAGAGCCGAGCGGCGGCCGCGUGCACAGGGAUGGAGCUGUCAGCGAUCGGGGAGCAAGUGUUCGCUGUUGAAUCAAUCGUCAAGAAAAGAGUUAGAAAGGGUAAUGUGGAGUAUCUGUUGAAGUGGAAAGGUUGGCCUCCAAAGUACAGCACAUGGGAACCCGAGGAACACAUUCUGGACCAACGCUUGGUGCAGGCCUAUGAAGAGAAAGAGCAGAGAGACAGAGCUCUGGGUCACAGGAGAAAAGGAUCCAAAUCCAAAAGACUUCUUCUGCAGAAUACUGUCUACACCAUGGACCUCCGCAGCGCUCACAAAGCUCCUGAGAAGCCUCCGCCUCGCCUGCGACUCUCCUUGACACGCUCUCUGGUCUCUGAGGACGAGGAUCAGCCGUACAGUGCCUGCAGGCAGGACCCACAACCGCAACUGGCACAUCAAAAAAGCAAACCCAGGAGGUCACAGUUCAAGUGCCUAGACUCAAACCCUCCAAGUCCCACACAAGAGGACUGGGAGGUUGGGGGAGAGGAGGACGAGGAGGAGCAGGAGGAGGACAAUGUUGAAUAUGAGGAGGACAGGGAGGAGGAGGAGAAAGAGGAGUCCGUAAAGGACACAACAGAGAAGAGCGGAUGCAUUUUAAAUCGACAGAGAACAGAGGAGUGGAGCUCCGCUAUCAGACCAGACGAGGUCACUGGAGAAGAGAAGCCGGACGAUGAUGCCUGGAGACCCGUCAUCGGUCCAGGGGAGGUGACCAUCACAGAUGUCACCCUCAACUCCCUCACGGUGACUUUCCGAGAGUCGAGAGUGCCCAGAGGCUUCUUCAGAGAAUGGGGCCGGGGGGUCUAAAAUAAAUAAGUCUGAGUAGGUUGGUGGGGAGGGUGCUGCGAGAGGGAGUUUAAAGGUAAUGGUGUCAUUGCUGUGUGUGAAUGGUCCCUCUCUGUUACCUCUCGCUCUGCUCUUCCUCUCAUCAGCUACUUCCGGCCUAGUCAGCAGGUCGUUUACAUGCACAGAGUCAUGUGGAGAAUAGCUGAACUCCAGUCAGUGUUAUAUUUAGGUUGAGCUGUUCACAUUCGGUACAGGUGACCUUGAGUUGCCUUGAGUCAAAGGGUUAUUAAAUAGUUAUAACUGGUUGCGACUCAAGUCGGUGAAAUAGGUUGAAACCAGCAGCAGUGAAAAGCUCCGCAGGCGACCUUUAAAGCAGUAACAGAAUGGGCCUCAAACAUGAUAAUUAUUCACUCUUUAAUCUAACAUAAUGAGUUUGCGUUAGGGCUGCAACUAUUUUCAUUAUUGCUACGUCUGCCAGUUAUUUUCACAAUUAACGGAUUAAUCGUUCAGUGUGUAAAACGUCAAAUAUUUUCAGCGAGACCUAAAUUGGGUCUUAAAAUUGCUUCUUUUGUCCGACCACAAACAGUUCAAAACCCAAAGACCCUUCAUUUAACCAGCAGCAUAGACAGAGAGGGAUUACAGUAACCCUCUCUCUACAUGGCUCUGGGUAUAACUUAGUCGAGAGUUGCACCAAACAUUUUUUUCAAACGUGUCUGCACUCCCAUCUAGUGAGUUUCACUGCCUCUGCCAUUGCUGCCGCACUGCAAGCUGAUUAGCUCGCUUGUUUAUUCAAAGUUUGUCAAACGUGUCGUGAUUCUUAACAACAUCGCUCUUGACGCUGCACUUCGUUCUUUAGCAAUACACCCACCGAGUGUGAUGUUUGGUCGGAAGAGCGGUUAGCGAGGGAAAAUGUUCAGAACAAUUUCAACAAUUAAAGAAUUCUGAAAGUAGUUGGAAGUUGGGUUGCAGUGGUACAGCAUGGGAUUCUUAUGGUCUCAGAACAUUUACAGUUGCAGUGAUCCUUAAAGGUUCAGCAUGUACGAAUCAGCCACCUGUCGGAUUCAGCUGCUAGUUAGCUCAGUCAGCGGUGCAACUAGUGAUCUUGACUUGGAGCUCAAAGUGGUGUAAUGAGAAUGGGCAGGGCGGGGAGAACUGGCUAGCACGCUAAAUUCAUAGAUAUCUCUGCAAAACAGUAUAUUUUUGUAGCAUACUGUCAAAACUCUUGUUUCUUUACAUUUUGUUUAAAAUUUUAGUUGAUUUUUUAAACCUAAAUUCAUACAUAUUUCAACUUUAACAGAAUUAAAAUUUUAGAAUUAGAAUUUUUUCAGUUGACGAAAAUGUAUUAUUAUAGGAUUCUUAUUCCUAAACACAAUUUAUCAUGACAGACACUAAACUUGAUAUAAACUUGAAUUUUAUUUAUUUAUUUAUUUUUGGUAACAUUAAUACAGUAUAAUUCAAUACUUUAGGAAAGCAAAUAAACACGGUAGGAUAAUCACUAACUUCGUUUCCCCAGUUUACCUUGAAAACAGUAUAUUGCUAAAACCCAUGUUGGCAACCAGUGUUAGAUUGAUUUAUUGACUGCUCGUUCAGCUUUAGGUUGCAUUUGCAAAGUAAAUACUUUGGACAGUCCUCUUGAACAUAGUGGUACAGCAGUAUAAAGUAGCACAGUAGCAGAUUUAUGACAUUUACAUUUGGUGACCUCAUAUCAUGUAAUGUAAAUCAGAGGUAGACGAUGAGUUCUCUGUGCAUGUAAACAUGGCCGCUGUUUCCAUCUCUUCCACACUAAAUUAACCAUCAGUACUGGACUCAUACCUAUUGUACAUACUCCUUACUACAGUGAGGUGGGUUUUUGCUGUCAGUCCCAUACUAACAUGCGGUGAUGUACCUGUAUCCUGUGAACACAUAGACUGUUACUUCUGUACAACACGUGGCUUAGUCUUGUAUGCGUUUCAAACUCCUCCGAGAGCUGAUUUGAUCCGCCUGCAUGCCUUUCUCCUCCAGUACAGUUAUAGCGAUGCAAACACGCACAGUGUAGUUUCCUCCAUCCGCCCUGCUCUUUAUCCCAAAUCAUACCAACACACCAUACUAGUGGUGACCGAGUAUUGUACCAAAAUAACGUGAAAAACUAGAUGAGACUUGGUGACAGAAUGUAUCAUGGAAUUGCACUGUAUUCACUGAACGUCACGAGGGUUUGUGUGUCCAUCAGGAGCCUCUUUGUAGAGUUUGACCAACAGGGUAAAUCAAAUAGUUUACGUCUAUUUUAUAAAAAAAAAACUCCAAAACGGUUUAAUUGAUUUCCUACCUUCCAGCUACCUUUCACAAAUCAGGAAAAUCAGCGUUCCUUCUUGUAAUCUAUAAAUGGAAGCCCCUUUUAAAAAAAAAACAUUUUCUCGUCUAUAAAAACAGGUGAAGGAAAAGUCUUUGGGAUCCUUUUUCCACAGUGAGUUUGAAUUCCUCCAUGCAUUCUGAACACAAGACAGGAAUGUUACACUGCUUGGUAACACACAGCUCAUGUUUAGGGUGCAUGAAGAAAUUAAAACUCACCUAGAAGAAAAAAAAAUGAUUUUAGUCCUAUUUACAACAGGGGUCAGUGGUGCCCUGCUGCCUCUUGUGGCCAAAAUGAAAAUGACAAAAACAAGCAGACAGAAAAAUGAUCCUUCAUCAUCAGAAUAUUUUUCCUACUUUUCUCUCAGGGCUUCCUUAUUUAUUCAAGUUAACAAUGUGUGUCUCCUUUAUUUAUUUGUUAGGCUGUGUAAUAGUGACAUGAUAAUGUGAAAAACUGAACCAAAACUAAAACCAAAAGGAGGAUCAUGUGAAUUUAGAAGUUUUGUCUCAGGACGGUCAGCAUCUCUAUAUGGGAUGAAUGUAGUAGGUUCUGUACAUAACGACCCUGAAGACUUCCCUUCCUGAGGCAAUUUUAGCGCUGGUCGGACAAAAUCGCCCAAAAAUACAUUUCAAAGUUUAUCUGAAGUGUUAGCAGUCUGUGCCCUCUUUGUGUCUCCACAAAAUGAUACAGACAAGAAGACUUCAAGACUUCAAAGACUAGCUUCAGAUGAAAUCUUGAAUGCAUUCUUGCGUUCAAGAAAGGCGACUAUGGUUGGAUCUGAUUAUUAAUGACUGGCACGAACUGAUGGAAUGACGACAGGAAGCUAAACUCUGAGUGUUCGCAGGGGCGCCUGACUGCUGUUAUGAGACAGUUCAGAAGAAAUGUGAGCCUGUCCACUAAGGGGUGGGUAGCAGUCAGAAACAGCCAGGAACCACUGCUCUGUGUCUUGGAUGUGGACUUACUAAAAACACUUGAAUACACCAACAAGAAGAGAAUAUGUCUGCCAGCUAUGUCAUUAUGGCAUAAAGAUGAACUGCAUGGCUGUAAUGCUGUAUAAAAUUAAAUUAAAACAGAAUUCAGUCAUUUUGCAAACAAAAAUCAAUGUGGAUAAAGAUAUUAAAAUAAGUAUCUGAGUCCGAAAGCAUAGGAAUUUCUAAAACUGCAACUUCGUGACAACAGUGCGAGCUACAUGAGAGAUAAACUGCUGUUGCCUGGAAGGUAGGAAGUCGAUCGGAAAAACUGUCAUUAUGGUUUAAAAAAGUGGUCAGCAGUGGUUUAUACAGUAUAUGCAAUCUGUAGUUAAUGGGCUAAAAACUAACCAACAUGACCGCCAUCAAUCAGACAAUUAGAAACAAAUGAUAAUAAUAAAUUAUUCUAAAUAAUUAUAUUAAAGCCAUUUUACUCAUAAUGGCGCAUUUUGAGAUCACAUAAACUUAAAGUAAAAUAUUUCCCAUCGGUUUUACAGACUUGUUUCAUGCAACUGUGUUCAGGGAUAAAACUGCAAAGUCACCAAUCUAAAGCAUAAAAAGCUCAGCCCUGAACCCAGCGUGUCCAGUAUAUCUGUCUAACCCUGCUGGCUUCCUGCCCAGUGGACACAGAAGCUGAGCGUGAUGUGUCACGUCGGUGGAAUCUCCCACGGUGGCGUCCCGUCGGUCCUCAAGUUGUUUGUCCCACACUGAGGGCGAUGGGUAAGCGUCUCGUGAUUCCGAAAACAGUCUCUGUGUGACGUGAAGCCGCAGGGAAUGGAAGUGCCUGAUGUCGCAUCAUUUUCAUCCGUACGGCUAAUGCCUCUCUUUAUCCUUUACACACACACACACACACACACACACACACACACACACACACACACACACACACACACACAGAGUAAACAUGAAUACCGUCUCAGCUUAUUUGGCUUCUGUAUGUCUGACUGCACUGUUCCUCCACUGAUGUUAUGAAGACUUGAAAUGUGAGCAGACCUUAAAGGGGAGGAAGAUGGAGGGAGAAACAUGUAUUUUUUAAGUCGUUAUUUUUCUACAUUUACCUGAAUGUAUAUUUAUUGUUUCAAGACACCUGUGUUUUUUGUCGCGCAGAUGACUGAACAGAAUAGUUUUUAUACAGUUUGUGAUAACCUCUGAGCUGAUGCCAUAUUUAAAUGUACUGACAUGACAAAACAAGCACCUGGAUUUGACGUCGCCUAAUGUGGUUGCUUGUGCUGCUUUUCGUCCACCACUGAGCGAAGAACCUUGCACUUUAUUGUGAUGUAAACCUGCACAUUACCUGCUCCGCUCCAUUAAGUGUCAUUGUGUAUAGAAUAUUUCUAUGGUAACAUUAAAAUAAAUGUUGCUCAUGUUUAAUAUCA
This is a messenger RNA of Acanthopagrus latus (yellowfin seabream), 5790 nucleotides long. It is a transcript of the gene cbx7b, whose product is annotated as chromobox homolog 7b. The coding region runs from base 332 to 1141 and encodes 269 amino acids. The transcript is spliced from 6 exons. Gene Ontology annotation, biological process: negative regulation of transcription by RNA polymerase II. NCBI's taxonomy places the organism in Eukaryota, Metazoa, Chordata, Actinopteri, Spariformes, Sparidae. The record is from RefSeq and is a predicted model, not a curated record. Gene Ontology annotation, cellular component: PRC1 complex.